GCUUGACCUGUAUGUCAAAAAGAUACUGAUACUAUUUCUUGUUUACUGAGGCUGGUUAUUCACUUCAUCCACCGUCCACUUCGUCAUGUCGGCCCUCCUUCAAGGGACUGCAUUUGUUACUGGUGCCGGCUCAGGGAUUGGGCAGGCCACUGCGCUCUGCAUGGCUCAGCAUGGCGUAAAACGCUUUGCCCUGGGUGACAUCGACCUCAAAAAGCUUGACGAGACCAAAAAUGCACUCGAGUCCCAAUCCUCGGACGUGGAUGUCCUGUUAAUCAAGCUUGAUGUGAGCAACGAGGACUCGGUCAAAGAGGCUGUAGAAAAGGCUGCGGCGAAGUUCGGGCGCAUCGACUAUGCCGUGAACAAUGCCGGUAUCUCUGGUCCAGUUGCACGCACCGAGUCUGUUGCCUUCUCAGAGUGGCAACACCUUAUGAGUGUUAACUUGAACGGGGUCUGGCUUUGUCAGAGAUCCGAGAUUCUGCAGAUGCUCAAGCAAGAUCCUCAUUCAACAGGACCUGGAUCGUCCUCUACGUCAAGAGGAGUCAUCGUCAAUGUUGCCUCAGUACUGGGCUUAAUUGGCGCCUCUGGCAAAAGCCCCGUCACAGCCUACAGCGCAGCGAAGCAUGGAGUCAUGGGUCUUACCAAAACGGACGCACGCGUGUAUGCCAAGGAAGGCAUCCGAAUCAAUGCUAUCUGUCCAGGAUUUAUAGAAACGCCAUUGCUGACAGGAACCAUCAGCGACGAAAAUCGCAAAGCGAUCGUGAAAGAAAUUCCAGCAGACAGAUUGGGCAAGCCAGAGGAGAUUGGAAACUCUAUCGUGUAUCUCAUGUCUCACUUGAGUAGUUUCAUGUAUGGUCAUGGAUUGGUCGUCGACGGUGGCCAAGUGUGUGGUUAACAUGAACGAUUCGUGCUUCUCAGACGUGACCGAAUUGACGUACGUGUGAUAUGGCCGGAGUUUUGUCCUUACUUGGACUUUUAUUGCAUAGCUACUCAUGUCUACGAAGAGGUCCCAUAGCUCGAAGGGUUCUACAACCUCAGUCAUAAGUGAGCAGUUGCUUGCUAUGGCUACCUAACUACGUAAAGUCGCAGAAGUACGGUCUUGGACUUG
Molecule: messenger RNA, 1105 nt
Organism: Exophiala viscosa
Lineage: Eukaryota; Fungi; Ascomycota; Eurotiomycetes; Chaetothyriales; Herpotrichiellaceae
Exons: 6
Coding region: 86-892 (268 amino acids)
Source: RefSeq, a predicted model, not a curated record